GUACAUGUCAGGAGGAGAGAAGCUCUCUCUCUAAAGAGAUCACUGCAGGCUGGCAUAGCUCCCUUCAUCAUUCAGACAAAGCAUCUAUCAGCUGUAGCUUUUCUUCAUGGAUCCCUUCUGCCUUGAUAUACACAUGGGGUUUCUGAAACCCCAAUGCUCGAUACCACUGCCACCUCAAAGAGGACGAGCAGAAGCAUGCACGUGUUUCACCGGAAUGUGUGCUCUUCAUCAACGCAGGCUUUCUACAGACUCCUCCGGACAUAUGACGUCCUCUCCUCUCAGCUCUCCCACGUCCCACCGGGGGAUGCACCCGUCACUGCUGAGCCCGACUUCUUUAGGCCCCUCAGGGUCUCUGCACUCUCCCAUCAGCACUCUAAGCUCACCCAUGAAUGGCCUGGGCUCUCCCUUCUCUGUCAUCAGCUCACCCAUGGGGCCACAUUCCAUGGCGUCCCCCGGGAUGGGCUAUGGCCCCAGCAUCAGCCCACAGCUGAACUCGCCCAUGAACUCUGUCAGCAGCUCAGAAGAUAUCAAGCCUCCCCUUGGCAUCAAUGGUGUGAUGAAGGUGCCAUCCCAGCCCUUGGGCACCCCUCUCUCCCUCACCAAACACAUCUGUGCCAUCUGUGGCGACACUUCACCAGGUAAACACUAUGGUGUGUACAGCUGCGAGGGGUGCAAGGGUUUCUUCAAGAGAACUGUGCGUAAGGACCUGACUUACACUUGUCGAGACAACAAGGACUGUAUUAUCGACAAACGCCAGCGCAACCGCUGCCAGUACUGCCGCUAUCAGAAGUGUUUGGCCAUGGGAAUGAAAAGAGAAGCCGUCCAGGAGGAGCGCCAGCGAGCCAGGGACCGCAACGAGAACGAGGUGGAGUCGACCAGCAGUGUGAACGAAGACAUGCCUGUGGAGAAGAUCUUGGAAGCGGAGCUUGCUGUGGAACCCAAGACGGAGACUUACAUUGAAACCAAUGUACCAGUGCCCUCAAAUUCACCCAAUGAUCCAGUCACAAACAUCUGUCAGGCUGCAGACAAGCAGCUUUUCACUCUAGUGGAAUGGGCCAAGAGGAUCCCGCAUUUUUCAGAGCUCCCGCUGGACGACCAGGUCAUUCUUCUACGAGCAGGAUGGAAUGAGCUCCUCAUUGCAUCAUUUUCACACCGUUCAAUAGCAGUGAAAGAUGGGAUACUGUUGGCCACAGGAUUGCAUGUGCACCGGAACAGCGCCCACAGCGCCGGAGUAGGAGCCAUAUUUGACAGGGUGUUGACGGAAUUGGUGUCAAAGAUGAGGGACAUGCAGAUGGAUAAAACAGAGCUAGGGUGCCUUCGAGCCAUCGUCCUCUUCAACCCAGACUCCAAAGGCCUGUCAAACCCAGGUGAGGUGGAGGCGCUGAGAGAGAAGGUCUAUGCCUCUCUGGAAGCCUACUGCAAACAGAAAUACCCUGAACAACCUGGAAGGUUUGCUAAGCUGUUGCUGCGGCUCCCUGCCCUGCGUUCCAUUGGACUGAAAUGUUUGGAGCAUCUGUUCUUCUUCAAGCUCAUAGGAGACACACCCAUCGAUACCUUCCUCAUGGAGAUGCUAGAGGCGCCCCACCAAAUGACAUAAUGACAUAACGCCCUCCUGUCGCCAGGAGGACACAAGGGUCUGCCACCCCAAAGGCCCCUUAGAAACUCAACACGUGACACCAUUUGGCAGAGCAAAGGAACUUUCAGAACCACCGCUCAACUCAGCGUUUCCAAUACACAGUCGUGGCGUCCAUGGGUCUGUUUUAUACUUUGUAUAAAGAUAUAAAUCUAUAUAUAUAACACACAAGAAAAAAGAUGACAAUGGACUUCAAGCCCACAGACAACAGUGGUGCAUAUGAAAAAAAAAAAUGAUUGAUUUGAUCAAGGUGCAGUAAUUGUAGCAAUGUCUUACGCAAACUCAUGUACAUUGGGGUUUAAGAUGGGAGGGAUCCAGGGAUGUAAUCAGCCUCAUUCAGGAUUGGAUAGAGCCAUCCUGGGCUGGCCUGUCAGGGCACAUGAAGACUUAUGGGAGAUGAUAAUAAUGGUAAUGCGGGUAAUAAUCGGGGUUUCUAACACACAUUGUGUUUUCAGCCCCUUAUGGGAGUUUUUGCGAUUACAAUCCUGCUCAGAUUGCCGUUUUUCCCUCAAGCGGCCUGCUCCUGACAGAAUGUUCUUGUCAUUAAACUGUCAUUGAGUGCUCUGAACAAAGGAACCAAGUGAGGAAAUCACAGACUGCGUUGGUUCUCCCAGUUCGCCCCGAGCAUCAUCAGUGGUGGGUAGAAGAUGCAAUAAGGACAUAACUUCAGGAUCAGAUAGGAAGGGACACCUGAGGUCGCUGUGAGCAGAUCCCAGUGUCUAAAAUGAGCCACUCUGAGUUUUGGACUUUGAUCAUUCACACUUUUUCAUUAUGCACUCGAAACAUGAGCUUUUAAAAAUCCAAUCUGCCUGUUCUCACAGAGCCCAUGAUGCUGAAACGUGAAUGACAUAAACUAAGGGCGCUUAUAGUGGAUAUCCCACCUAAGUCGCCCACGUUCCACUGUGUCUCAUCUGUAUACCAGUUCACCUCAAGUGGUUUUCCAAACGAGCUUGACAUUUGUACAGUUUAUUACAACCAAUUCAGUAUUGGGAUCCUGUAUUUUUUGGAUGAUUUUUCAAAAUGUUUGCGUUACCUCUCUUUCAGUCACUUUUACUAUGGUAUAUCGAUUCCUUCGUGUCCCUCAUUCACUCCUGCGUCAGCCUUUCGCACGAGCCAUCUCAUGCAUUCAGGUCUUGCAAAUCUGUGUUAUCAUUAGGAUGUUUCUAAGCACUUAACCUCAUGUUUCAAGUCCCGUUGUUGUGUUUUUGGGGCUGCCUUUUUAUUUGUAUAUUUUUUCAAUGAGGUAUCAUAUGUGUCUGGGUCUGUAAUUUGCCAUUUUCAGCGUGUUUUUUUAUUAUUUCUGUAUGCUGCUGCUGCUAAACUAUGCAUUUAGCAUUUUUUUUUUCUCCCAAAGACUGUCCAUAGUGAGGCUGAUUUUCAGACUCUGGCAAUGAAAGACCACAUGUGAACAAGGUUAGACCGCCAGGACCAAGAUUCGGGACUCCAGCAGUUCGUAGAGAGAUAUUAAGGGUUUUGCAGAGGGAGGAGUGGAGCAGUACUGGUAGGGAAUAAUACUGAGGCAAUGGGAGAGCUGAGACUUCCACCUAGUGGUGGAUAUGCAGCACUGCAACAUUACUUGAAUUUUGUACAAGUAUUUAAUCGGAUAAAAAAAGGCACUUUUACGUGAUAUUAUCAUUGUUUGUUUUUGUUUGAGUGCAGUCUCACAAGGGUCUUCAGCAAUCACAUGAAUUAGAUCACUCGAGAUGGUUUAUCCAGAGUGAAGCCCAACCAACUUAAGUCAAUACUGUUUAUUAGGAUGCCUCUCCAUGAUUACAUUUCUGAAAAUCAGCUUUUCGUCCUCUUACCCUCAUUUCCUUUGCGUGGCAAAUGAAUUUUAUUGGCUUCACUAGACUUGUUAAUGAAUGAGUAUUUUGGAUCACUGGCAUCUUGAAGCCAUAUUCAGGUUUGAGAACAAAAACUUUCUCCUGUUGGAAAUGGAGUAAUGGAGAAAUGAUAACCUAGAUAGAAUUAAUACAUACGCAAAUGCUUUAUAACAUAAAGCUAUAUUUUGUCUAUAUGUAAAUGUGUGUAUAUUUCUAAAUAUGAAAGUAUAUGAAUCCAGUCUUUAAAUGUUUCUGAACAAUUUUAGCAAUGGAGCCAAGCAUUUUUCCUUAAAUUGAUUAAAGCCAGGCCUAAUUGCACUGUUCUCAGAUACUAGAAAUGUUUUUAAUUGCUGAAGCUUUUGUGUUCAGCCUUGAAUUACACACACACACAAAAAAGGAAAAUUUUACCAGCAGUUCAGAGCCCUAAGAAAAGAUCGUACACCAGCUCCUUGACUUAUAAAUUAUUUUAUGUUCACAAAACCCAAACAAAUGUCUUGUUAAUGAAAAAAAAUCUGAAGGAACUUGUUGCAUAGCCACUCCCCCCCCCCAUUUAAACUAGUGAGGAUAAACUUUGACCCUGACACAGUCACCGCUUCAGUCGUCACAGAGACAGGACCUUUUAAAAACGUUGAGAAAAAAAAUCUAUUUUUGUACAAAUGUAAUUUUAUCCCUUGCUUAUAUAUCCUCCCUUCCUUCCUCUUUCUGUGGGCUGUUGUGUACAUUGUGUAAAUGUUGAUUUGAAGUGGGAAAAUUUCAAAUCAGAGCAUUUGAAAGUGGAUUGUGUGAGGGAAGACACCUUCACCCUUUUCACAAACACUUUGCCUUUUGAUUUCCUUCUUUCGCCAUCUCAAAGAGAAGGACUGUCCUCUCAUCAUAUUUUGUCUUAUUUUUAAGGAAAUGGAAAAAGACAUCUGUUCUGCUUUGUGGGUUGUUCUUUGAUGUUUUGUCUUUCAAUCAAAUUAAACGUCUAAUUAAAAAUA
Molecule: messenger RNA, 4436 nt
Organism: Cyprinus carpio (common carp)
Lineage: Eukaryota; Metazoa; Chordata; Actinopteri; Cypriniformes; Cyprinidae
Product: retinoic acid receptor RXR-alpha-A-like
Exons: 11
Coding region: 107-1597 (496 amino acids)
Biological process (GO): response to retinoic acid; anatomical structure development; retinoic acid receptor signaling pathway
Cellular component (GO): nucleus; RNA polymerase II transcription regulator complex
Molecular function (GO): retinoic acid-responsive element binding; zinc ion binding; nuclear receptor activity
Source: RefSeq, a predicted model, not a curated record